Zymoseptoria tritici IPO323 is the source of this 5082-nucleotide messenger RNA. RefSeq names its product SNF2 family DNA-dependent ATPase. Gene Ontology annotation, molecular function: ATP-dependent chromatin remodeler activity; ATP hydrolysis activity; chromatin binding. Lineage: Eukaryota; Fungi; Ascomycota; Dothideomycetes; Mycosphaerellales; Mycosphaerellaceae. Gene Ontology annotation, cellular component: nucleus; chromatin. Gene Ontology annotation, biological process: chromatin remodeling; negative regulation of transcription by RNA polymerase II. The transcript is spliced from 3 exons. Bases 1 to 5082 code for a protein of 1693 amino acids. The record is from RefSeq and is a predicted model, not a curated record.
AUGGCUUUCCACUUCGACGCGCGCCUCGAUUCUUCCUCAGACGACGACAAUGCUGCUCCGAACUUGGCGGUAUGGAAGGCUGGAGGAGCCCGUGAGACAAAUCAGGGCGGAAGAGCGCCCGUAGCUCCGAUGGGUACUACCGCAUUGCGACGCUCUCCUGGGCGCGCAGAUGGUCGCAAACGCAAGAGAGAGACCCGAUCACCUCCGUCUGUGGUGUCUGGUGAUGAGCUAGGCCAAGAAUCCGACGAUCAACAGCUGGAAACACAAUCAAUGGCCUCGUCGGAGGCGAUCGAAGACUCGGACAGACGCAGAGAUGGACAGAACAAAAGCUCUACAGAUUCCCGCAAGCUGGUGGUGGAGAUCUCACGUUCCGAGGCCGCCGACAAGGACGACUUCGAGGACUUUCGCGAAGGCGCUCAAAGUGUUAGGCGUGUGCUUCGGGAGCUCGACGAAGAAGAUCAGGUCAUGUAUCAGGUAUUGUUCGACGACUUCCACGUGGAAUUGAUCGGCUUCAACGAGCUGCUUCAAAAGGACAACGCCGAAGAGGCUCUCGAAGCUUUCAGCGCCGACCCUCCGUCGCUGGACGAGUCAGAACUUCCUCGACCUCGACCUCGAUCUCGGCCACAACCACGCAACAAGCGCUCCAAACCCUCCAAGAUGGUGUCGACACGGUUACGGCGCCCUGCUCAGCAAAACGGCUUCGUGAAGACCACGGACUAUGUGGACGGCUCAGACGUCGACAUGUCUGAUUCAAUCGAUGUUGAGCCACCGAAGACCCGCGGUCGCAAGCGCAAGCAAGAAACCACUCAGUACGUGGACGAGUCGGAGCCUGGGGACGAAGAAUCGGAGGGAUCGGAGGAUGAGCUCGCUAAGCCGACCCGCUCAAGCAAGCGCAAUGUCAGAACAUCAGGCAGGAACAUGCGCCAGCGCCGAGUCUCUACCGGGCUUACUGAAGACGAGGAUGAAGACGAAGAGGUCGACAGCGAUGGCAUCCCGUUCCUCCAGUCUGAUCUUCCAGGCCAGCGUCGCCCCCGUCGCAGUUCAAAGCCGGAUUACAGCGAAGAUCGUCGCACAAAGAAGUUCAAGACGAAGAGGCAAAGUGAAGGUAUGCGCCACUCCGGCCGCAGCACUCGUCACACUGGUGGAAUGCAAGAAGUCGAGGUCGAUGACAUCUAUCGCUCGGAGUCAGACAACACUCCAGCGCCCGCAAAACCAAAGACGAUUGGUGUGCGCGAGGUCUUCAAGCCGCGGCCUCGUGGAGACGAGUUCCAUUUACGCCACAACCAGUACUGCGACACCUGCAGCAACGGCUCAAACGUCGGCCCUCUCAUUGAUUGCCAGGGCUGUUCGCUGGUCUACCACAAGUCCUGUCUCGGUCACCGCACAGGGCGCGACCACCUCGUCACCAAGAUCGGCGAAGAUGACUUUGUCCUCCAAUGUCGUCGCUGUGUAGCUGUGGCUCGAAAGCGCGACCCUAUGGCACCCGACCAAGGCAAGUGCCAAGAGUGCCAUAGGCAUGGUGCCGCCUGUCGACCAUUUCGCCCACGCAAGACGCCGGCUCAAGAACAAAAAGACAGAGACGACAAUGACGGCGUGGAUCCGAUCUAUACUGUUGCGGAAGAGCGCAUCAACAACGUUGACAACGUGCUUUUCCGGUGCACCAAUUGCUUCCGCGGCUUUCACUUCGAGCAUCUUCCAUCGCGCGCGGACUUCCCAUCAAUGGACAUCGAUCAAGAGAUUGACGUUGAACAGCGUGUGCGUGAGUAUAGUCGCGAUUGGCAGUGCAAGGAGUGCGUCGACAUGCCAGCCAAGGUCUCCGGCAUUAUUGCGUGGAAGCCGGUGGAUGAGGACGCUUACGAUCCUGCUCAUGGCUUUGAAGGCGUGGAAGAGGAGAACAAGGUCUAUCUUGUUCGCUGGGAAGGCAUGUCGUACUUCCGUGCCCGCUGGAUGCCAGGUCCUUGGGUUUGGGGCGUCUCUGCGCAUAGCAUGCGCAAAGCUUUUGCCAAACGCGAGGAUGCUCAGCAUCCCAAGAUGAGGACUGAAGACGCCAUUCCUGAAGACUACCUACGGACUGACAUCGUUCUCAACAUCAAAUUCACCAGCAUCGUCGAUAUCCGCACCGAGGAGAUUGACAAGGCUCGCAUUCGCGAGGUCGACAAGGCUCUCAUCAAGUACAAGGGUCUGACGUAUGAAGAUGCAGUCUGGGAAGCUCCGCCAUCUCCUGAUGACGGUGAGCGCUGGACCGAUUUCGUCAUUGCGUACAAUGACUGGGUUGCCGGCCGCUAUGUUCGCCAACCAAAGGCUGCGGCACUGAAGUCUCGCCUAGAGAAGGUUCGAAAGGACAAUUUCCAGAACCUCGAAAAGCAGUCGCAGCCAGAGAACGUGCAAGGCGGAACUCUCAUGGAGUACCAGAUGCAGGGUCUGAACUGGCUUUACUACAAGUGGUUCACUCAGAGCAAUGCUGUCCUCGCCGACGAGAUGGGCCUGGGCAAGACGAUUCAGAUCAUCGGAUUCCUCGCCACCUUGAUCCAGGACCACAGCUGCUUUCCCUUUCUCGUUGUCGUUCCAAACUCGACUUGUCCCAACUGGCGCAGAGAAAUCAAGCGCUGGGCUCCUUCUCUACGUGUAGUCGCCUACUACGGCUCCCGUGAGAGCAGGGAUUCCGCCUACCGCUAUGAGCUCUACCCGGAGAACAGCAAAGACCUUCGCUGUCACAUCGUGGUGACCAGCUACGAUGCUGCUGCGGACGAGAACUGCCGAAAGUUCUUCCGCGGUGUUGCAUGGCAAGGACUCAUUGUCGACGAAGGUCAGAGGUUGAAGAACGACAAGAAUCAGCUCUACUCCGCUCUCAGCGCCUUGAAGACUCCUUUCAAGAUUCUGCUUACAGGCACACCAUUGCAAAACAACCAGCGGGAGCUCUUCAAUCUGCUCCAUUUCCUCGACGAUACCAAGAAUGCUGCUGAGUUGGAGGAGGAGUUCCAGGAUCUCGAUCAAGACAACAUCACCAGACUGCACGACCUUAUCCGGCCCUACUUCCUGCGCCGGACCAAGGCACAGGUCCUUACGUUCCUGCCGCCGAUGGCUCAGAUCAUCGUCCCUGUCAGCAUGAGUCUCGUCCAGAAGAAGCUUUACAAGUCGAUCUACAGCAAGAAUCCGGAGCUCAUGAAAGCUAUCUUCAGCGCGGAGUCGAACUCCAAGUCGACUGAGCGUGGAAGCUUGAGCAACAUCAUCAUGCAACUGCGCAAGUGCCUCUGCCAUCCAUUCGUCUACAGCAGGAGUAUCGAGGACAAGAACGUCGACAUUGCAUCGUCUCACCGCAAUCUUGUAGAUGCGAGUAGCAAGCUCAAAUUCCUUGAGCUGCUCCUUCCGAAGUUACAGCAGCGUGGCCAUCGAGUGCUCAUCUUCAGCCAGUUCCUGGACAUGCUCGAUAUGGUGGAGGAUUUCCUCGACGGCAUGCAGCUUCGAUACCAGCGCCUUGACGGACAAGUCAGCUCAUUGAACAAGCAGAAGCGUAUUGACGAGUUUAACGCUCCUGAUUCGCCGCUUUUCGCCUUCCUGCUUUCCACCCGCGCUGGAGGUGUCGGAAUCAACCUGGCAACAGCGGACACCGUCAUCAUCUUGGAUCCAGAUUUCAACCCACAUCAAGACAUCCAAGCGCUGUCGCGCGCCCACCGCAUUGGUCAGACUAAGAAAGUUCUUUGCUUCCAGCUCGUCACGCGACUCAGUGCCGAGGAGCGUAUUAUGCAAAUCGGCCGUAAGAAGCUUGCUCUUGACCAUGUUCUGAUUCAAGAGAUGGACGCCGAUGAUGCAGAACAGACUGAUCUCGUCUCGGUCCUUCGCCAUGGCGCCAAUGCAGUCUUCGACGACCAGGACGACCAGGAGAUCACUUUCAGCGAUGCCGAUAUCGAGCACCUGCUCGAUCGCAGCCAUAUCGAGAAGACGCCGUCUGGCGCGGACAAGACUGCCGAGAAUCAGUUCUCUUUCGCUCGUGUUUGGGCCAAUGAGCGUGGCAUGUUGGAAGAGUCAGCUCUCGAAGUUGAAGAGACCGCGCCAGAUCCCGGUGUUUGGGACAACAUCCUCAAAGAGCGUGAGCGGAUCGCUGCUGAGGACGCUGCAGCGAAGGCUGAAGAUUAUGGUCGAGGCCGCCGCGCCCGUGCCAACGUCGACUAUGCAGGCGAGGACAAGGCUGGUGGCGCCGUUGAUGCAACGGGCUUCACACCUGUGAAGCGCCGCAAGAAGCGUCGUGAGGGCGAUGAGAGUGAUACUGACUUUCAAGCCGAUGAGAGCGAAGACGACGACGUCGAUGGUGAGAAUGACGAGAUGCUUGCCAAUGGCGACAUGGACAUUCUGAACGGCAACAAGCCCGCUUCAAGUCGCAAGAAAUCCGGUAAGACUCCCCAGAAGCUUCUGCUGUCCACCCCAACGGCAAAGAGCAAAGCCACCCCCAAGUCGUCCAUCAAGAAAGCACGAAACCCUGCCACACCGAAAGCUUCUACUGCCAUGAGAAAGGCGGCCGGUGCGGCGAGUAAAAUCAGUAUCACCCCCAAGCUCUUGAAGCAGAGGGCUGCCAUGUCGAACUUCAGCAACGAUCCGCUACCUGUUGGGGCGACACUGAAAUGGUCGUUUGCCAAGCUCGAUUCAAGCAUACCCGCCGAGACCAAGAGUUUCAACAACUCCAGUCCGGGAAACACCCCUCAACACAAAAUCGUCAUCACCGGUCCCCACUACACCAGCACUCACCACCGAAUCAUCAACGUCAUAAUGCUUACAACGCACGCAGAGCACCCAACAUUUAAGCGUGCCAUCGUGCCGCAGCCGUACGUCCAGAAGAUUGAUCUCUCCACGAAUGGCGCCGCCACAGAGUCCAGCGCUGCUGCCAGCAACAAAGCGACACCUUCGAUCAACUGCGCUGCUUGUCGCAAAUACCAUGCGGUCGGCAGCUGCCCCAUCAAGAUCGCAGGAGUUGAAUACUGCAACCUCUGCGGCAUGGCUCACUAUGGGCAUGCUCGAGUGUGCCCUCACAUCCAAUCGGAGACUCAGGCAAGUUGCGCACCCCGAAUACAUGCGAAAGGCGAUCACUGA